AUGGAUAAAUCCAAAACAUUCAGCUGCGCAUCAAGGGCGGUCGCUCGCACAUGCCACGUCGGAUUAGGUAAAAGACAAAAUGGAGUAGCAGUUUGCCCUUCGCUCCCCCACGCCGUCGUUGGCUUCGUCCAGAAGAAAAGAAAGAGGGAGAGAAACAGGAAAUCGCUCCAGCCCUUUUCCCUCGACUCACGCAUAUCUGUCUCGUUGCCGCCACCACCGCCUCGCCCCAUCGCCCGUUGUUUGCUUCGUCCUCCGGCGCCGGCCAAGCAGACUCCACAUCCAAGCGCCCACGCCUCCUCUCGACCCAGGCACGGCAGGGAGGACGAGGAUGUGGAGGAGGGUGCUGCCGAUGGCGCCAGAAGCAGCUCGACAAGAACCACCGUCACGCGGAGGCAAGUCGCCAUCGACACGGCCUCUUCGUCUGCGCCGUCAAGGGCCAACAGCUCCAGAUCCGGGAGCAUCUUCCCGGAGGCGGAGCCGGCGACUCCUGAUGCACCUGGUGAUGGGCGGGUUAGCAAUCUAGUCGACCUUCUUGAUGUUGGCUUCCUCACUAUGCUGCAACCACCUCCUCCGCAGGUGGACGAAUGCUACGAGCCGGCAGUUCCUGAAAUUUUUCUUGCAACCGGUUGAGGUUUUUCUCUGACCAUUUCUCUGGGAUUCCGUUUUUACACCGUUCAUUUGUUUGUGAAAAGAGAGGUGGGAAAGUAAGUGUUGUACUAGCGGUUGCGAUGGGGAUUAAUUCAAAAGAUUAGAGGAGAUAAGUCAGCAAAGAUUUAGGUGAUGUUCCUGCUGCUAAUGUGUAUGCGACUGAAAAGUCAGAGGGCAGAAGAGAAAAUUUUGCUGCUAAUGCAUAUACAAAGAGAGAGGGUUGGUGUUGCUAUUUUGUUCCCUAUUAGAAUUGGUCGCUCUAUGGGAUUCUUAUCACAUUUUCUUGAUCUGGGGUGAUUUUGUGUCCUUUUAACUGAUGCAUGUCGUGUGUGGGUUCUGUGGGGAUUCCACCAUUAGCAGAAAGAUCAAGACAAUGUGAUAACUUUGAGGCCAUAUUUUGUGUCUAAAUCUGCAGAGUUAUAUGAUGUGUAACAAUAACAUGGCAGUGUUGCUGAACGGAAGGACGUAAUUUGCUUGCUCUUUCUAAAUUUGUUGGUUUCUUCAUGCUAUAUUGAUUAAUAUUGUAAUAUUGUAAUAUUGUUUUGUCGGCUCCCUUGCUGUUGUGAUCUUCCUGUUGAAAAGGCAGUACGAACACUCGAUUAGAGGAUCCUGCUAGGCCUCUCUACCUCAUAGAAUUUGAUAUGGGUUGCCUUGUUCCUCUCAUUCUUAUUCUUCUCAGAAUUUAGGGUUGGGCGUUGAACAUACAUGCACAGGUUGGUUUCAGUUUUCUGUGUAAAUUGAAAC
This is a messenger RNA of Triticum dicoccoides, 1392 nucleotides long. RefSeq lists its product as uncharacterized. The transcript has 2 exons. The record is from RefSeq and is a predicted model, not a curated record. The coding region runs from base 1 to 630 and encodes 209 amino acids. Lineage: Eukaryota; Viridiplantae; Streptophyta; Magnoliopsida; Poales; Poaceae.